Peromyscus eremicus (cactus mouse) is the source of this 2224-nucleotide messenger RNA. It is a transcript of the gene Igf2bp2, whose product is annotated as insulin like growth factor 2 mRNA binding protein 2. The coding region runs from base 45 to 2198 and encodes 717 amino acids. The record is from RefSeq and is a predicted model, not a curated record. Gene Ontology annotation, cellular component: cytosol; nucleus; cytoplasm. Gene Ontology annotation, biological process: nervous system development; regulation of gene expression. The transcript is spliced from 17 exons. Gene Ontology annotation, molecular function: mRNA 3'-UTR binding. NCBI's taxonomy places the organism in Eukaryota, Metazoa, Chordata, Mammalia, Rodentia, Cricetidae.
CGGGUGCCGGGCCGGGGGAGCCGCGGGCUCUCGGGAAGACGCGGAUGAUGAACAAGCUGUACAUCGGGAACCUGAGCCCCGCCGUCACCGCCGACGACCUCCGGCAGCUCUUCGGGGACAGGAAGCUGCCCCUGGCGGGACAGGUCCUGCUCAAGUCCGGCUACGCCUUCGUGGACUACCCCGACCAGAACUGGGCCAUCCGCGCCAUCGAGACCCUCUCCGGUAAAGUGGAAUUGCAUGGGAAAAUCAUGGAAGUUGAUUACUCAGUCUCUAAAAAGCUAAGGAGCAGAAAAAUCCAGAUUCGAAACAUCCCGCCUCACCUGCAGUGGGAGGUAUUGGAUGGACUCUUGGCUGAGUGUGGCACAGUGGAGAAUGUGGAACAAGUCAAUACAGAUACAGAGACUGCUGUUGUCAACGUGACCUAUGCAACCAGAGAGGAAGCAAAGAUAGCCAUUGAGAAGCUGAGUGGGCAUCAGUUUGAGAACUACUCCUUCAAGAUUUCCUACAUCCCCGAUGAAGAGGUGAGCUCUCCUUCACCCCCUCAGCGAGUCCAGCGUGGGGACCACUCUUCCCGGGAACAAGGCCACAGCCCCGGGAGCUCUUCUCAGGCCAGACAGAUUGAUUUCCCGCUGCGGAUCCUGGUCCCCACCCAGUUUGUUGGUGCCAUCAUCGGAAAGGAGGGCUUGACCAUAAAGAACAUCACUAAACAGACCCAGUCCCGGGUAGACAUCCACAGAAAGGAGAACUCUGGGGCUGCAGAGAAGCCUGUCACCAUCCAUGCCACCCCAGAAGGGACAUCUGAAGCAUGCCGCAUGAUUCUUGAAAUUAUGCAGAAAGAGGCUGAUGAGACCAAACUAGCUGAGGAGGUGCCUCUGAAAAUCUUGGCCCACAAUGGCUUGGUUGGAAGACUGAUUGGCAAAGAAGGCAGAAAUUUGAAGAAAAUUGAACAUGACACAGGGACCAAGAUCACUAUCUCUUCCUUGCAGGAUUUGAGCAUCUAUAACCCUGAGAGAACCAUCACGGUGAAGGGCGCCAUUGAUGCAUGCGCCAAUGCUGAGAUAGAGAUCAUGAAGAAGCUGCGAGAGGCCUUUGAAAACGAUAUGCUGGUCGUUAAUCAACAAGCCAAUCUAAUCCCAGGGUUGAACCUCAGUGCACUUGGCAUCUUUUCAACAGGACUGUCCGUGCUUCCUCCACCAGCAGGGCCCCGUGGGGUCCCCCCCAGUGCCCCCUACCACCCUUUCGCUACCCACUCCGGAUACUUCUCCAGUCUGUACCCUCAUCACCAUUUCGGCCCAUUCCCGCAUCAUCACUCCUACCCAGAGCAGGAGACUGUGAAUCUCUUCAUCCCAACCCAGGCUGUGGGUGCUAUCAUCGGGAAAAAGGGGGUGCACAUCAAACAGCUGGCUCGAUUUGCUGGUGCCUCUAUCAAGAUAGCUCCGGCAGAAGGUCCAGAUGUCAGUGAAAGGAUGGUCAUCAUCACCGGGCCACCUGAAGCCCAGUUCAAGGCUCAGGGACGGAUCUUUGGGAAGCUGAAGGAGGAAAACUUCUUUAACCCUAAAGAAGAGGUGAAGCUGGAAGCCCACAUCCGUGUUCCCUCGUCCACAGCCGGCCGCGUGAUCGGCAAAGGGGGGAAAACCGUAAACGAGCUACAGAACUUGACAAGCGCAGAAGUUAUCGUGCCUCGUGACCAAACCCCAGAUGAAAAUGAAGAAGUGAUCGUCAGGAUUAUCGGACACUUUUUCGCUAGCCAGACUGCGCAACGCAAGAUCAGGGAAAUUGUACAACAGGUGAAGCAGCAGGAGCAGAAGUACCCUCAGGGAGUCGCCUCACAGCGCAGCAAGCAAAGCAGUGCUCUGAGUAUCACAUCACACAAACGGAACAAACGCGAAACACACGAACCAGCUUCAGCUUACACUUGGUUACUCAAGCGAACAAGAGUCGAUGGCACUUGUCCUAGCGUCUCGGAAGAGCAAAGCGGGAACCCUGCAAACCAACCAGCCAACCAAACAAAGGAAAACUCCAUAAGGAAAGAAUGUACUUUGUCUUUUUACAUUUUGGUAUAUAAGCCAUCAACAUUUAGUGAAAUUAUUUCUUUCUUUAAAAAUUUAAAGUGCAGGAAAAUAGCAAUUUAUACAAGGUUGUUGGCCCAGGGCAUUAAAUUUACAGAUUUUUUUAAAAUGAGAAAAACACACAAAUAAAGCUACCUCAGGUGUUUUUUACCUCA